AUGCCUCGUUCAAGAAGACAAUCGUUUGUAUCACGUAUUAUUCAUUUAGACAUGCAUUCAAUUCAUCCAUCAAACGAUGAUGAUAAUAAUAAUACUACUAAUAAUGGAUUAACAAAUCAAAAUGUUUUAUCAAUUGAACCAUCAAUUACAAUAAGAAAUAAUCCAUUAACAGCAACGAUUUCAGCACCUGAAAUUACAUCAAAUUCAUCAUCAUCACUACAACCAAUGUCAGUAGCCAAUAAUGCAGAUAACAAAAGUCCUCGUAAUGUCACAACAAGUCAGCUAAUAGCAAAUAUAACAACAAUAAAUCCAAAUAUACAACCCCCUAGAAAUUCUCAUUCAAUAUUUGCAAAAUUAACUGAUGCAAGAAAAUCUUUAUUUGGAAAAACAAAUGUACCUGAUCCUUUUUUUUCAUCAGCAGAAGAAAAUAAAGCAUUAUUAAGUUAUAUUUUAUCUGAACCACAUCCAGAAUUAGCUAUGAUACAAGAAUUUGAACGUAAUGGAGCACAAUUAAAUGCUAUUACAGACGAAGGAAAUACAGCUUUACAUUUACUUGCACGAGCUGAAAUACAGACAACAGAAUGUAUUAAUAUUGUGGAUUAUUUAAUAAGAAAAGGUUGUGAUCCAAAUAGACAGAAUGAUUAUGGAUGGACAGCAGCUCAUUAUGCAUUAGCAAGUCGAAAUAAUGAUUUAAUUAUAUAUUUACUUAAAGUAACGGUUGAUGUUAAUUUAUCAACAUUUGAUGCACAUAAUGGAUAUCCAAGUCAAACUCAACUUCUUCAUAUUGCAGCACGAAAAAAUGAUAGUGUUUUAAUACGUCUUUUAAUAAAAACUUAUCGAGCACGCGUAAAUAUUUUUGAUGAAGAUGGUUGUACACCAUUACAUAUAUGUUGUUAUGAAAAUAAUAUUGAUGCAUUAAAAGCUUUACUUGAAAAUGAUGCUGAUUUUCAAAAAGGUACACGUUUAAAUCCUCAAGAAACACCAAUAACUAUAUGUGUUAAAUAUCAACAUGAUUUAUGUUUAAAAAUUCUAUUUGAAUUAACAAUUAAUUUUAAUUGGAAACGUUAUUUGUCACAAUUACCACGUUCACCAUUAUUAUGUGAUUUUCCAAGUAUAUAUGCUAUUGAAUUACUUGUUCAACAUUCACUUGAUAUAGAUGCAUGUGAUGAACGUGGUAAUACAUUUUUACAUUAUUUAGUUAAUAAAAAAGAUGUUGAUUAUGAUAAAUAUAUUGAAAAAUUAAUUGAAUUAUCAGUUGAUUUUAAUCGACAAAAUCAUCUUGGACGUACACCAUUUCUUGAAGCACUUGAACAAAAAAAUUUUCAAUUAAUUACUGCAUUUUUUCGUCAUAUUGAAUUAACAAAUAUAAAUAUUGUUGAUUCAUUAUCAAAUACAGCAUUACAUUAUUGCAAAUAUUUAGACGAUAAUUUUGUUUAUGAUACAGUUUUAAAAUCAAGUCCAUUAUCAUUAAAUACACAAAAUCGUGAUGGACAAACACCAUUACAUGAUGCAAUUUUAUAUGAUAAUUAUCCAUUUGCACAAUAUCUUCUUCAAAAUGGUGCUGAUGUUAGUUUAACAAAUAAAGAUGGAAAUACACCAUUACAUUUAGCUGCAAGAGAUGAUAAUAUUAAAAUGUGUAGAUUAUUAAUGAAAUAUCCACAACUUGAUUUAAUUGCAGUCAAUAAAAUGGGCAAAACACCAUUACAUUUAGCUUGUGCAAAUGAAAAACCUAAUGUUGCUGCUAUAUUAAUUAAUAAAAUGAAAACUGAUCAAAUGAAUUUAUUAGAUAUAGAAGGACGUACACCAUUACAUGAAUGUGCUGAUAAUAUAAAUGGUUCAUUAGCAAAAUAUUUAAUUCGACAUGGAGCAGAUGGAAAUGCAAAAGAUAUAGGAGAAAAUACUCCUUUACAUUCAGCAACAGAAAAAGGUAAUAUUGAAUUAGUACGUACAUUAAUAAAAUCAUCAAAUGUUGAUAUAAAUCUAUCAAAUGCUGAUAAUCAAUCACCACUUGCUUUAGCAAUAUUAUAUAAUCAUGAUGAUGUUAGUAAAUUUUUACUUAAUCAAGAUAAUGUUCAUGUACAAUUAACUGAUUUAAAAAUGGCUAUACAAAUGAAUAAUUAUGAAAUGAUUAAAUUAUUAAUUGAAAAAGAUCGUAAUUGUUUACGUAUACGUUCAACAACACAUGGUGAUAUGAUUAUACAUAUAUUUAUGAGAAAAGAUUUCAAUAAUUUAGUUUGUCUUGAAACAUUACUUUCAUUUAUAUCUGACAGUGACUUAUUAACAUAUUUAUCCGAACGUAGUUUAACUUUUGGUGAUAAUUUACUUCAUAUUGCAGCUCGUGAAGAUACACCAAAUGCUCUAACAUGUUUUCUUAAUUUAUCUCGUGUUAAAUUUUGGUUUUGGGCUAAUAUGAUGUUAACAAAAAAUAGUGAAAAUAAAACACCAAUGGAGUUAGCAAAUAAAUUUCGACAUUAUGCUGUUAUUAAAUUAAUUAAUUUUAAAUGGAAAGAAUCUUAUGAAUAUUUAUCACAUUCAUUACGUGAUGGUCAUUGUGGUGUAUCACUAACUGGUGUUACACAAGCUAAACGACAAUGUUUUAAUUGUGAUCAAACAGGUUUAAUUGAAUCAACAUCUGGACAAAAUAUACGACCAUGUGCUAAAUGCAAUGUUUGUUUAUAUAAAUCACUUGAUAACAGUAUGCAAAUAUUUUUAGCAUUAUUAUUCAGUGAUGAAUCAAGUACUAUUGCACUUGAUAUAAUGGAUUCAUUAAUUGUUGUUAAUGAAGUACAAAAAGCUAUUCAUCUUUAUCUUGAUCAUAUUGAACCAUGGGAAGAAUAUGAUAAAAUUGAUUUAAGUGAAUCAUCAAAUCUUAAUCAAUUAGUAUUUGCUGCUGCUAGUCGAAUGCCACAUGCAAAAAAUCGUGCUAGAGAAACAUCUUCAACAUUACCACUUGUACAAAUUAAUGCUGGUGCGUCAUCAUCCUCAUUAGCUACAAAUAAAUCAGUAGGUCCAUCUCCAAAUAUCAAUCCUUUUAUAAAUCCAACUAGACCAUCUUUUACUAAUGCAUCAGAAUCCACAACAUUUCCUUCGCAUGUUCCUUCGACACCAGGUACAACAAAAUUUCGACCUGAUGGUACACAUUAUCGUCCAAUAACACCAUUAGAAGCUAUUUAUUAUCAUGAACGUCUUGACUUAAUAACUCAUCCACUUAUUAAAGGUCUUAUUAAAUGGAAAUGGGAUAAUUAUGCAGCAAGACAUUUUUAUCUUCGUUUAGCAUUUGAAGUUUUAUUUCUUAUUUUAUGGACAUGUAUUUCAUUAAUAGGUCAAUUUCCUAUUCGUCAUAUUUAUAGUUUUCCUCAAGAUAUUUGGCGUUGUGUAUUAUGGACAGGUAGUAUUGGUUUUUUAAUAGGAGCUUUUAUUCUUGAAAUAUAUGAUAUAAUUUAUGCAAGAAAACGUUAUGAAGAUUAUCUUAUUUGGGAAAGUGAACGAACACAAAAUCGAUUAGAUUUAAUUUCAAAAAAUAAAUAUAAAUCAACUACAGCUUUACAAUCAACAAAUACUAAUCUUCGAAAACUUGAAAAUGAUGCUGGUGAUACAGAACAUAUAACUAUUAAUGAAACAACAACAGGAACAAAUAUAUCAUCAAAUGUUACUUUACCAGGAAUGCGUUCUCAUCAUUCUCAACAUAAUCCAUUACCACCAACAAUACCAACAAUAAUCAAAGGUAAACCUAGUGAACCUUUACCAAAUCAACAACAACCAUUAGAUGUAUCAAUUAAUCCAAUUGAUUCUUCAAAUAAUUUUAUGAAUGGUUCGAAAAAGAAAAGUGGAUUUAAUGAUACAAAAAAUACAUCUGAAAAAAAUCAACCUGUGACAUCAUCAAGAUUUGUUCAAUUUCUUCAACGUUUUAAAACUAGUGCAAAAAAACGUUAUAAAUCAUAUGAUAUGUAUUAUUCAUUAAAUAAUUUAUUUGAUUGGAUUGUUUAUCUACUUUGUUUAACAACAAUAAUAACACAUGUUAUUGAUAUUCGUUAUCAUACUGUAACACGUGCACGUAUUCAUAUGUAUGUUGCAUCAGUUACAGUAUUAUGUAUAUGGUUUCGAUUUAUGGUCUUUUUUCGUACAAUAUCUAUUUCAUUUAAAACAUUACGAGCAAAAAUAGUUGAAGUUAAAUUAGGUGAAUUAGUUAUUAUGGUUCGCAUGAUGUUCGAUGAUAUAAUACGUUUUCUAUCAGUUUUUGCUUUUCUUCUUUUACCAUAUGCAUUCGUUUUCUUUGCUGUAUUUGGUCGUAAACAAAUUAUUGCUACUGAUUAUGAUAAAACACCUGAACUUUGUGAAAAUGCAUUACUUCAUUGUCCUAUUGUUGAAAUCAUUACAUCUAAGGAUAAUGAUUCUGAUCCACUUGAAAAUAAUCAUCGUUAUGUAUUUAAUGGAACAUCAUCUAAUGCUGGAGAUUUAUGUUAUAAUGCAACACAUUCAUGUCAUCUAAUUGAACCAGAUGGUUUUGAUACAUUCUAUUCAUUACUUUUUUCUAUUUUUCGUAUUGCAUUAGUUGAUGAUAUUCCAGUUGCUGCAUUUAAUUUAAUUGAUCGUCAUUUUGCUGCAUUUGUUUGUAGUACAUAUCUUUUAUUUACUGCAAUAUUAGCUGUUAAUAUAUUUAUUGGUCUUAUAUCAAAUGCAUUACAAACAGAAGCAUUUUCAACAGUUGAAGCUCGUUUUCUUCUUGAACGUAUAACAGUUAUAUUAAAUUGUGAAUGGCGUUUUUCUGCACGUCGACGUUUACAACUACAAGAAAUGAUUCAUCGUCAAUGUUCACCAUUACAAUUAGAUUGGAAAGAUAUUAAUUUUAAUGCAUUUGGACAUUCACGUGAAGAACAACAAGCUAAAGCAUUUACUCAUUUUCGACAAACAAUUGAUAAACAUAAUAUACAUUUUAAUACAUUUCGUAUACAAGUACAACAAAAAUUAAAUGAUAUUGAUUCAACAUUAACAAAAUUACAAUCAACAACAAUAAUAUCAAAACAAAAUUUAGCAAAAAUAACACCAACAUUACAAGAAAAUACAAAACAAACAGAUACAACAAAUAUACAAUCAUUAUCAUCAAAAGAUUCUUUAAUAAAUCAAAGUACAGAACAAUUAAGUAAAGUUCAACCAUCAUCAAUAACAGAACCAACAAUAAAUAUAGCUGAAGAAUUAACACGAUUAAGAGAAUUAUUAGAAGAAACACUUGCUGGACAAAAUGAUCGAAUUAUUAAUACUACGCGAACAUUACCCGGUUCAAUGAGUAGUAUAGCUAGUACAAAACGCCCAUCAGCUGCAAGUAUAACAUCUUCUCAUCGUCAACAAAUUAAUUUGCCACCACCAACAGGAACACAUAUUACAACUCAUGUUGAACCUUUUUCACAAAAUUUAAAUGAACGUAUUACUGAUUUACAAUUAGCUGUUAAUCGUCUUCAUCAAGAUGUAACUUCUAUUCGACAAGUAAUUGAAAGAAUGUCACCAUUAACGACUAGUCUUAUUCUUGGUAGAACAACUGGACGAAGAUAA
Messenger RNA from Rotaria sordida, 5547 nucleotides. NCBI's taxonomy places the organism in Eukaryota, Metazoa, Rotifera, Eurotatoria, Philodinida, Philodinidae. The record is from the annotation of a GenBank genome assembly.